This is a messenger RNA of Tigriopus californicus, 762 nucleotides long. RefSeq names its product mitochondrial fission 1 protein-like (gene Fis1). Gene Ontology annotation, cellular component: peroxisomal membrane; mitochondrial outer membrane. The coding region runs from base 156 to 611 and encodes 151 amino acids. The record is from RefSeq and is a predicted model, not a curated record. Lineage: Eukaryota; Metazoa; Arthropoda; Copepoda; Harpacticoida; Harpacticidae. The transcript has 3 exons. Gene Ontology annotation, biological process: mitochondrial fission; mitochondrial fragmentation involved in apoptotic process; autophagy of mitochondrion. Gene Ontology annotation, molecular function: protein binding.
ACUUUUCUUAUAGCACCCUUGUUUACUAAACAUUCAAGAAUUCAGCCAAUUCUGGAGAAUUUUGAGCGAUUCUCAAACAACAAAUCCACCCAAUUUCUACUCGUCACAAGCCUUCAAACAUAUCUCCGUACUUCCAUUUUGAUCCGCCCAACAAGAUGGAUUAUCUACUCGAAGAGACCGUGCCCAUGGCCGAUUUAAAGAAAUUCGAAAGCAAAUACAAUGAUGAGAUUCAAACUCAAGGACGGGCCUCGUCCACGGCUCAAUUCGAAUACGCCUGGUGUCUGGUUCGAUCAAAGUAUUCGGCCGAUAUCCGUAAAGGUAUCCUGCUCCUGGAAGACUUGUUUAAGAAUCGUGACGAGUCGGCCAAGCAAGAUUAUCUGUAUUAUCUGGCCAUCGGCAAUGCCAGGAUUAAAGAGUAUCAGACCUCCUUGAAAUACAUUCGGGCUCUACUGCAGAUUCAGCCGGGAAACCGCCAGGCCACGGAUCUGGAGGGAGUGGUCAAGAAGAAGAUGGAACGCGAUGGGCUGGUGGGCAUGGCCGUGGUGGGUGGAGCCACCUUGGCUUUCGGGGCCUUGGUCGGCGUGGGAAUAGCUUUGGCCAAGUCCAAGUGAAGAGAAGAAACCCACGUUAAGCUAGAAAUUUGUGUGAUAUUAUUUUCAUGUCAUGGUCAGGAGGAUUUUUUUCCUAGUCUCUACAGAGUUUCAACAAGCUCUAGUUGCAACCAAUGAAAUAUAGUGACCUCUACUUUUUUUGUUGUGAAAA